Falco peregrinus (peregrine falcon) is the source of this 1005-nucleotide messenger RNA. RefSeq names its product mucin-22-like. The transcript has 2 exons. The coding region runs from base 1 to 1005 and encodes 334 amino acids. Lineage: Eukaryota; Metazoa; Chordata; Aves; Falconiformes; Falconidae. The record is from RefSeq and is a predicted model, not a curated record.
AUGAUGGUCACCAGCACCACAGAGCCCACCACGACAGUCGACAGCACCUCUGGGCCCCCCACGAAGGACACCAGCACCUCUGGGCCUACCACGACCGUCACCAGCACUACAGGGCCCACCACAAUGGUCGCCAGCAGCUCUGGGCCCACCACAAUAUCCUCCAGCACCUCUGGGCCCACCACGACAGUUGCCAGCACCUCUGUCCACACCUCGACUUUCACCAGAACCUCUGGGCCCACCACGACGGUCACCAGAACCUCUGGGCCCACCACGAUGGUCGCCAGCACCUCUGGGCCCACUACAACAGCCUCAAGCACCUCUGAGGCCUCCACGACGGUUACCAGCACCUCUGGGCCCACCACGAUGGAUGACAGCACCUCUGGGCCCACCACGACAGUCGCCAGCACCUCUGGGCCCACCACGAAAUACACUAGCACCUCUGGGCCCACCACGAUGGCCGACAGCACCUCUGGGCCCACCGCGACAGUUGCCAGCACCUCUGUCCACACCUCGACUUUCACCAGCACCUCUGGGCCCACCACAACGGUCGCCAGCACCUCUGGGCCCACUACAACUGCUUUCAGCACCUCUGGGCCCACCACGAUGGUCACCAGCACCUCUGAGCCCACCAUGACGGUCGCCAGCACCUCUGGGCCCACCACGAUGGCCACCAGCACCUCUGGUGCCACCACGAUGGUCGCCAGCACCGCUGGGCCCACCGCGACAGUCGCCAGCACCUCUGUCCAAACCACGACUGUCACCAGCACCACAGGGCCCACCACGACGGUUGCUAGCACCUCUGUACCCACUACAAUGGUGACCAGCACCUCGGGGCCCACCGCAAUAGUCACCAGCACCUCUGAGCCCACCACAACGGUUGCCAGCACCUCCGUGCCCACCACGACACACCUCUGGGCCUACCACGAUGUUCGCCAGCACCUCUGGGCCCACUACAACUGCUUCCAGCACCUCUGGGCCCACCACGAUGGUCACCAGCAGCUCUAG